GUGUUCCCAUUAUGGCCGCUAUAAUAUCUUUAUUUCUAUUGAUGUUCGCGUUCAGCUCCAGCCAAUCUGGCUAUAUUCAGAGAUCGGAGCUGGUGCAUCAGCGGGCGGUCCGCGCCAUUCCGAAUGCAACUGCCGUUGCAACUGCUCGCACAUAUCCGGCUCCAAACCUAGCCACUGGCUUUGUCGAUCUCGUAAAUUUGUUCACCGAUGUGCCGAUUUCUAUAGUGCGCUCCAUCAGCAGCGGCGGCAGCGGUAUCAACGGCCUCCCGGUCUCCUUCAACGACAACAAUUUCGGAGCUUUGGGUGAAAAUUUCGUCUCCGAUUUCAAGUAUGGCUUGCGAAAUAACGAAGAUUGCGACCUCAGAUGUGAUCAGCUCAUCGCUAAAUAUGGAUUUCCUGUGGAGACUCACGAAGUUGUAACUGAGGAUGGGUAUAUCUUGAAGAUGUUCAGAAUACCUAGUGACGGCCCGCCUGUUUUACUACAGCAUGGCCUGAGUGGUAGCGCAGACGAUUACGUAGUGGCUGGCUCGGAAAGCGGAAUAGCGUAUUUACUAGCAAGAGAUGGAUAUGAUGUAUGGUUAGCUAACUCCCGUGGCUGCAAACAUUCCCGCCGGCAUAUCACAAUGAAACCUUCCCGUGGUGCUUUUUGGGAUUUCUCCUGGCACGAAGUAGGUUACUACGACCUUCCGGCUAUGGUCGAUUACGCUCUCAAUGUUACCGGUCGCGACAAGCUUAAAUUUAUCGGGCACUCUCAAGGAACUACAGCUUUCUUUGUGAUGGGGUCCGAGCGGCCAGAAUACAUGGAUAAAAUUGCCUUUGCGGUGGCAUUGUCGCCAGCCGCUUUUAAUUCUCAUAUGAGGUCACCGUUCAUACGGCUGUUAGCGCCUUCAUCUGGAUUGUUGUAUGCGGCAUCAAGAGCUUUCGGUAUUCACGAGUUGGGGCCGGACAACAACUUGGUGCGGCUCGCGCGGUGGCUGGCGUGCGGCACGGGGCCGCUGGCGGAGUUCUUUUGUUCCAACAUCAUCUUCCUCGUAGCGGGGUUCAACGUCGAGCAGUUGAACGUCACGAACCUUCCUGUAAUAUUCAGUCACAUGCCUUCGGGAGCUGCGGCGAAACAGUUAGUUCAUUACGCGCAAGAAAUUAUUUCGAAAAAGUUUAGGCAGUUCGAUUACGGGGCGGAAGAGAAUAUGAAGCGAUAUGGGAGCAGUGAGCCUCCUGAGUACGACCUGGGGAAAGUGACGGCGCCGGUGUCGUUGGUGUACAGCGACGCUGAUUGGCUGGUGGACCCGCGCGACGUGGCCAAGACGGAGAGGCUGUUGCCGAACGUCGUCGACUCGCACAUGGUGCCUAGUAAAAACUUCAAUCAUAUGGACUUUAUUAUAGCGAAGGAUGUGAAACAUUUAAUUUAUAAGAGGCUGAGUAAAAUGUUGUCUCGUUAUUAAGAUUUAGUAGCGGGUUCUUUUUCAAAAUAAUUAUGGUAGC
Messenger RNA from Cydia amplana, 1482 nucleotides. Its product is annotated as lipase 3-like. Bases 12 to 1442 code for a protein of 476 amino acids. The record is from RefSeq and is a predicted model, not a curated record. NCBI's taxonomy places the organism in Eukaryota, Metazoa, Arthropoda, Insecta, Lepidoptera, Tortricidae. The transcript has a single exon.